ACCGUCGACGUUCUAAUGAACUUCUGUGGACACAAAUAUCGGUCGACAUUGAUCCAAACGGAAUCGUCAAUUACACACAAGUCCAGUACGUGUUCCAGUAUUCCAGUUAACGACGUCAGUCUGUACCGUCUCGUCUCCAGACUCACCCUUGACUCCAUCCGUCAGCCAAUCCCACUGUUCAACUCUGGUGAGAGCGCAUGGGUCGGUGCCAUGGCCGUCAUCACCGGAUGGGGUACCCUCACUCAGGGUGGCAGCACCCCCACUGUCCUUCAAACCGUCAGCGUCCCCAACGUCUCCAAAAGCUCCUGCAACAGUGCCUACAGUAUGUGGGGCGGUCUUCCCCUUUUUCAAAUCUGCGCUGGAUACCCUGAGGGUGGCAAGGACGCUUGCCAGGGUGACUCUGGCGGCCCGCUUGCCAUCAAUGGCCGUCUUGCUGGUAUUGUAUCAUGGGGUAACGGAUGCGCCCGCCCUGGAUUCCCUGGUGCCUACACUGAGGUUGCUGCCUUCCGUGACUGGAUUAUGACCAACUCUGGUGUAUAAACAUCUUCGCUUUUUUUAGGCGCGACCGCAUGGACCAUGCGGAAGUGCCUUGUUUGAUUGAACAUCACUUGACUGAUUAUAACGACAGUGUACCCAUAAUCUGAUUGUGAGGGUGCAUCCGCUAUUGGAUAAACUAUUUCAUUCGAUUUUUUCAAAUAAAAUGACUUACUCAGUAACGUCAA
Molecule: messenger RNA, 722 nt
Organism: Cephus cinctus (wheat stem sawfly)
Lineage: Eukaryota; Metazoa; Arthropoda; Insecta; Hymenoptera; Cephidae
Product: trypsin-1-like
Exons: 1
Coding region: 16-540 (174 amino acids)
Biological process (GO): proteolysis
Molecular function (GO): serine-type endopeptidase activity
Source: RefSeq, a predicted model, not a curated record